Messenger RNA from Klebsormidium nitens, 2791 nucleotides. NCBI's taxonomy places the organism in Eukaryota, Viridiplantae, Streptophyta, Klebsormidiophyceae, Klebsormidiales, Klebsormidiaceae. The record is from the annotation of a GenBank genome assembly.
UGAUGGCCCCGAGAAGCAAUUUGAAUGCGCAUUCAGCAGCUGCACCAGCAGCUAUAGCAGCAGGGGCGGUUGAUUGCUGGCUCUGCAUCAGAAAGGAGCUGGCACAAGACACUGAAGGCGCUGAAAAGCGAUGAAGCCAAUCCUGGGCAAGCAGUUCUUCACAAAUGACUUCAGAAGUUGAGCGGUGGUGAAGAGUUGAAGGCUGAUCUAAGUCGGCAUUGGUCCUUUCACUGCCCAAAAUGCUUCGAGGCAAAUCAGGAGAGUAGCAGGACUAGAAUCAGAUUUGGUGGUGUCUAAAGGUCGCAGGCUUUAUCAUGGCCCCCACAAAGGAUCUACUCAAGGCGGCAUACCGGAUUGGGGAGAGAGCGAGCAAGCAGGGUUCGAGGCACGUGUUGAAGGGUGGUCGGGAUGGAUCUACAUGCACUACAGCCCAAUCGGCACGCAGGCCUAGCAGCAGGGUUUCCUCGAGAAUUGCUGGAGAUGCACUUCGAGCAGGCUCCUCAAAUCUGUGCGGCCGUGCAAGCUCGACGAGUUUGACCAGGAUGUUAGAGCUGAUAGAGGGGCACGGGGUGACCCGUUCUCUGGCUGGGGCACUGGGGGCCACUAGAGGGUUUGCCUCAGAGGGGCUGCCAGUGCACACCGUCCUUUCCAUGCCGGCCCUGUCACCAACAAUGGAACAAGGCAACGUGGCUAACUGGCAAAAGAAAGAGGGGGAGUCCAUAAGCGCGGGGGACGUCCUCGCAGACAUCGAGACUGACAAGGCCACGCUGGCAUUCGAGUCCAUGGAAGACGGUUUCCUCGCCAAGAUUCUCGUUCCAUCUGGGGAGAAGAACGUACCGGUAGGGAAGCCGUUGGCAAUUGUGGUGGAAGAAGAGGGAGACGUUGCUGCGUUUAAGGAUUACCAACCGGACGGAGGAGCCGCGCCGAAGCCAGAGACGAGCGUGCCGGCAAAGGAGGCUCCCAAGGAAGCCCCGAAGAAGAAGCGGAAGAAGAAGGCGGCACCAAAAGCGGCGGCGAAAGAGUAUCCCCCGCACAUCAAGAUCGACAUGCCAGCUCUCUCUCCAACGAUGACGCAAGGCAACGUUGCAUCGUGGUCCAAGAAGGAAGGCGAUGAGAUCGCAGCAGGCGACGUCAUUGCUGAAAUCGAGACGGACAAGGCGACAGUCUCGCUGGACUCCCAGGAAGACGGGUUCCUUGCGAAAAUUCUUGUCAAGGACGGCGCAAAGGAUGUCCCGGUGGGCACUCUUCUAGCCAUUGUGGUCGAGGACAAAGACACGGUGUCAAAGUUCGCCGACUUUUCCCCCGAAGCUUCCGCCGCCGACGAACCCUCCACCUCCGACGCAGAGGAAGAGGAGUCUCCCGAGCCCUCCGCCAGCCAAGACAAGCCCAAGCCGCCCCCGAAAACCUUCAAACCCUUCACCGGGCGCAUCUGGCCGACCGCCCGCAAAAUCCUGAUUGAGUACGGCGUAGACCCGUGGGAGGUGAAGGGGUCCGGUUUGAACGGGAUAAUUACGAAGGACGACGCUGUGGCGACCACCAAGGGCAUGUCCAAGCCCGAGGAGUCGCCCGAAACGAGCGCUGCGGAUGAGGAAGAAGGGGAGGAAGAGCAGGUGAAGGAGACACCAAAGAAGGUGGAAGGGAAGAAGGAAACGGGGAAGAAAGAGGUUGGAGGUGCGAAGCCGGCGGCGGCGGGGGGGCCGCCGAAGAAGAGCGCGGAGCCGAUGGCGGGCGGGGAGUUCGAGGACGUGCCCAAUUCGCAGAUCAGAAAAAUCAUCGCACAGCGCCUGAAAGAGUCAAAAUGGGGCACUCCGCACUUCUACCUAAGCGCAGAUGCCAAUCUCGACGCGGUGUUGUCCUUGCGAAAGGAAUUGAAAGAGAAGCACAAGGUGUCUGUGUCCGUGAACGACUUCGUCGUGAGGGCUGUGGCGGUUGCCCUGCAACGAGUUCCCGAGGCGAACGCAUUUUGGGACACGAAGAAGGAGGAGGUGACGUCGAACCCAAGUGUCGACAUCUGUGUGGCAGUUGCGACCGAUAAGGGUCUGAUGACGCCCAUUGUGAAGCAUGCGGACCAGAAGACGCUGUCCGAGAUCUCGUCGGAAGUGAAGGACCUGGCAGAGCGCGCCCGCUCGGGCAAGCUCAAGCCGGAGGAGUUCCAAGGGGGGUCGUUCAGUAUAUCCAACUUGGGCAUGUAUCCCAUCGACUACUUCAGCGCCAUCAUCAACCCGCCGCAGGCGUGUAUCAUGGCGGUUGGGAAAGGCAACAAGAAGGUCGUAUGGGAGACCAAGGAAGAUGGCACUGAAAGCCCCGCCGUUGUCACGCAAAUGACGGUCACCCUUUCAGCAGACCAGCGGGUCUACGACGGCGAGAUCGCGGGCCGCUUUCUUGCCGAGUUUACGUCUGCCAUGAAGGACCCAGCGCAACUAUUGCUUUGAAAGUAGAAAGACAACAUUCCCUUAUCAGCGGCUAGCUUUUGAGCUGCGUAUCUGCGCUAAAAGAAGGUGCUCCUAUUUGCGACACGCUUCUGCCCCUUAUUCGAGUAACGCAGUGGCGGCUGCUUUUCGAGUUUUGCUGCUGCUCUGCUCAAAUUGGGCCGGACUUGUUCCGCUCACCAUAUUUGGACCUGAGAAAGCGUCGUUUGUGACCAUUAAUUGUCUAAGGAAGCGAUCUCCACGGACAGAAGUGUUCAGGAAGCUUUGAGGCGUCCAGACACCUGAAUCAUGAAGUAAGUCGGGUCUGGCGUACGACCAGCAAAUAAACAUGAAGUGAGUCUGACAUAUUGGCAAGCCACGCC